AUGUCAACAUAUAGGGCACAGAACAAUGUGCCGCCAUUUAUACCAUUGUCGCAGUAUUUGCUUCAUCGACUUAAACAGCUCGGCGUAACAACAAUUUUCGGUCUUCCGGGAGAACAUAAUGCGCCUUUAAUUAAUCAGAUUUAUCAGAUACCGUCAAUGACAUGGUGCGGAAAUACCAAUGAGCUUAAUGCAUCCUAUGCGGCGGAUGGGUAUGCAAGAAUUAAGCGUCUCUCUUGUUUAAUUACUACAUUUGGGGUUGGUGAAAUGUCUGUGCUGAAUGGUGUAGCUGGUGCUUUUGCAGAACAUGUCCCAAUUUUGCAUAUUGUGGGGAUGCCACCAUCAUCUGCACAGUUAAAACAACUGCUUCUUAACCAUACUUUAGGAAAAACAGACUAUGAUGUGUUUCAUAGGCUGGCAAGUGAUAUCUGUUGUUAUUCGGCAGUUAUUAAAGACGCGGAAACAGCUAUGGCCAUCAUAGAAAAAUGCAUUGGCAUGUGCUACUCGAAGCAAAGGCCUGUUUACUGUGGGAUACCGGUCAACUUUAUCAAUGCGAUGACUUCAAGUCAUCUGUUGGAUAUCCCAUUAGAGGUUGAUAAUUUCGUAGAUGAUCCCUCCGUUGACAAUCUGGUGGAGUUAACUCUCGAAAAGCUUUAUGCAGCUAAACACCCUCUAAUAAUGGCAGAUGGGUGUGCUAUAAGACAUGAUUGCCUGAGUGAAUUGCGCCAACUUGCAACAGUAACAGGGUUUCCACUGUGCGCGACUCCGAUGGGUAAAACAGCAUUUGACGAACAAGACAGACGAUACGCUGGCGUUUAUACAGGAACUAUAUCUUCACCACAGGUUCGUGAAGUUGUGGAUUUCUCUGACUUCAUUCUAGUUGUUGGUGCAAUGGCUAUUGAUUUUGCGACUUCCUCGUUCCAUUUCUACUAUAAGACUAAAAACAUCAUCUUCCUGUUUGACACAUUUGCAAAGGUUACUAUUGGUUCUAAAAUGUAUCCUGAUCUGCGCUUGAAAUAUGUCAUGCAAACCCUAGUUUGUCGGCUUGAUCGUAGUCGCAUCAACUACAUCCACGAAGCGAUUCCGGAAAGUAUACAGUUUCGUGUUUUGCCAGAUCCAAACACACCUUUACGCCAAGAAUGGCUAUGGGCACGCAUGGCGCAGUGGUUCCAAGAGGGCGAUGUGAUCAUCACUGAGACAGGGACUUCUGGGCUUGGUAUCAACCAAAUAAAACUCCCUUCUAAUGCCAAGAUAAUUUCCCAACCUUUGUGGGGUUCUGUAGGGUUUUCUGUGGGCGCAUGUCUUGGUGUUCUAAUUGCAGUAAGAGAAGAAAUUAUGAAUGGAUGUCGACAACCUGGUUCCAGAACAAUUUUAUUUGUUGGUGACGGUGCUCUGCAAUUAACUGCACAAGAACUAAGUACUAUUAUCAGGUUUCAUCUGACGCCCUUUAUUUUUGUGGUCAACAAUAAGGGUAACUCUGUCGACCGUUUAUUAAACCGCAAAAAAUUGGGCACGAGUCCCAAUUACUACGACCUACAGCAGUGGGAUAAUCUGGCUCUGAUUCCUACUUUUGGGGCUACAGAGUACGAUACAACAAGGGUAUCCAAAGUUGGUCAGCUAGACCAACUAUUGAACGAUCUCAAUUUUGCACAGAACAGCAUUCUGAAAAUGGUAGAGAUUUUACUGCCUUCGAUGGAUGGACCGCAGGUUCUUAUGGACAUUAUUCCCGAGAGCAUUUAG
Eremothecium sinecaudum is the source of this 1737-nucleotide messenger RNA. RefSeq names its product branched-chain-2-oxoacid decarboxylase THI3 (gene THI3). Lineage: Eukaryota; Fungi; Ascomycota; Saccharomycetes; Saccharomycetales; Saccharomycetaceae. Bases 1 to 1737 code for a protein of 578 amino acids. The transcript has a single exon. The record is from RefSeq and is a predicted model, not a curated record. Gene Ontology annotation, molecular function: carboxy-lyase activity; thiamine pyrophosphate binding; magnesium ion binding.